Molecule: messenger RNA, 8968 nt
Organism: Stegodyphus dumicola
Lineage: Eukaryota; Metazoa; Arthropoda; Arachnida; Araneae; Eresidae
Gene: Top2
Product: DNA topoisomerase 2
Biological process (GO): DNA topological change; resolution of meiotic recombination intermediates; sister chromatid segregation
Cellular component (GO): nucleus
Molecular function (GO): DNA topoisomerase type II (double strand cut, ATP-hydrolyzing) activity; DNA binding; ATP binding
Source: RefSeq, a predicted model, not a curated record
CCGCCAUUCUUUGUCUUGACAUUCGAAUUCAAACUUUUCAGCCGGUUAGUGAAAAGUUUGUUUAUUAGUAACGGAUUUCCUGAUGGAUUGAGUAUCGUCUAGGUAACGUUAGUUUACUAAUUGCUUCUCAUGUGUAUUCAAAGAGUGAUUCAUUGCUGAAAGGAAACGUUGUUUUGUUUUGUUAUAUGCAUUUAAAUUGAUUUCUUUGCUACCUUAAAUAUGGCGGAUUUGGCCGAUUUAAGUGAUGAAUGGGAUAUGGAUGAAGUCCCGCAAAAAACUCAAAAAGCUAACAAGAAAUUAUCAGUGGAACGAAUUUAUCAGAAGAAAACUCAGUUAGAGCAUAUUUUACUGCGUCCUGAUACGUAUAUUGGAUCUGUAGAACCGGUUACACAGUUAAUGUGGGUUUACGAUGAAGAUGUUGGAAUGGUCAAUCGUGAAGUCACAUUUGUUCCUGGUUUGUAUAAAAUAUUUGAUGAAAUUUUGGUUAAUGCUGCUGAUAAUAAACAAAGAGAUAAAAAUAUGGAUUGUAUCAAAAUUGAAAUAAAUCCUGAAAAAAAUCUCAUUAGUAUUUGGAACAAUGGUCAAGGAAUACCUGUCGUUGAACAUAAAGAUGAAAAAAUGUUUGUUCCUUCUUUGAUUUUCGGUCAUUUGUUGACUUCAUCUAAUUAUAACGACGAUGAACGCAAGGUUACUGGUGGAAGAAAUGGUUAUGGUGCAAAAUUGUGCAAUAUUUUUAGUACAAAAUUUACAGUUGAAACAGCUUGUCAGCAGUAUGGAAAAACUUUUAAACAAACAUGGACUGACAAUAUGACUAAAACAGAAGACCCUAAAAUCGGGUCUUUUAAAGGAAGCGAUUUUACUUGUGUGACAUUCUACCCAGAUUUAGCGAAGUUUAAGAUGACCGUUCUUGAAAAAGACAUUGUUGCGUUAAUGACAAGGCGUGCUUUUGAUGUAGCUGGAUGUACUCGAGGUGUUAAAGUGUUUUUGAAUGGAAAAAGACUUCCUAUAAAGGGUUUUAAGGAUUAUAUGGAAUUAUACGUGAAAGACAAGACAGAUGAUCAAGGUGAUCCACUAAAGAUAGUUCACGAAGUAGUUAAUGAAAGAUGGGAAAUAGCUGUCACCUUGAGUAACCAUGGUUUUCAGCAGGUAAGUUUUGUUAACAGUAUAGCUACGACUAAAGGUGGGCGACAUGUUGAUUACAUUGCCGAUCAGCUAACUUCGAAAAUCGCUGAAGUAGUAAAAAAGAAAAAUAAGGGUGGAAAAGCAGUGAAGCCUUUCCAAAUUAAGUCGUAUUUAUGGAUUUUUAUUAACUGUUUGAUUGAAAAUCCAACAUUUGAUUCUCAAACUAAGGAAAAUAUGACUCUCCAAGUAAAAAGUUUUGGAUCAAAAUGCCAGUUAACUGAGAAAUUUGUUAAUGCUACUUUAAAAUGUGGUGUUGUUGAAGCUAUUGUUCAAUGGGUUAGAUUUAAGGCUCAGACAGAGCUUGAAAAGAAGUGUAGUGGUAAAAAACACUCAAAACUGAAAGGUAUUCCAAAGCUUGAAGAUGCGAAUGAUGCUGGUACCCGAAAUUCAAUUGACUGCACAUUAAUUUUAACUGAAGGAGAUUCAGCUAAGUCAUUAGCUGUAUCUGGGUUAGGUGUUGUUGGUCGUGAUAAAUUUGGAAUAUUUCCUCUUAAAGGUAAAAUCUUAAAUGUACGUGAAGCUUCUCACAAGCAAAUUCUGGAAAAUGCAGAAAUUAAUAAUAUCAUCAAAAUCAUGGGCUUACAGUAUAAGAAGAAGUAUCAAACGAUGGAUGAUUUAAAGACUCUGAGAUAUGGCCGCCUAAUGGUAAUGACUGAUCAGGAUCAAGAUGGAUCUCACAUAAAAGGACUUUUAAUCAACUUUAUUCAUCAUAAUUGGCCUGAUCUGUUGCGUCUGCCAUUUCUUGAAGAAUUUAUUACCCCAAUUGUUAAAGCCACAAAAGGAAAAGAUGAAAAAUCGUUUUACAGUCUUCCAGAAUUUGAGGAGUGGAAGAAGGAAACACCAAAUUGGUCUUCAUAUAAGGUAAAGUACUACAAAGGUUUGGGUACUAGUACAGCUAAAGAAGCAAAAGAAUACUUUUCAGAUAUGCGACGCCAUAGAAUACAAUUUCACUAUGGUGGAACUGAUGAUGAUAAUGCUAUACAGUUGGCAUUUAGCAAGAAAAUGGUUGAUAUGCGUAAAGAAUGGUUAUCAAAUGGCAUGGAAGAAAGGAAAAGAAGGCGGGAGUUGGGUCUGCCUGAAAUGUAUCUAUAUGCUAAAGGUACAACCAAAAUAACUUAUAAUGAUUUUGUUAACAAAGAAUUGAUUUUAUUUAGCAACAUGGAUAAUGAACGAUCUAUUCCUUCGGUUGUUGAUGGCUUAAAACCUGGUCAGCGUAAAGUCUUAUAUACUUGUAUUAAACGAAAUGAUAAACGAGAAGUUAAAGUUGCUCAGUUAGCUGGGUCUGUUGCUGAGCAUUCAGCUUAUCAUCAUGGUGAACAAUCAUUGAAUGGAACAAUCAUAAACCUGGCUCAGAACUUUGUAGGUAGCAACAAUAUUAAUAUUUUGCUUCCUAUUGGUCAGUUUGGUACUAGGUUGCAAGGCGGCAAAGAUGCUGCAAGUCCCAGAUAUAUUUUUACUAUGUUGAGCCCUUUGGCAAAACACAUAUUUUCAAAUCUUGAUACUCCUCUUUUAAAACAUCUAUAUGAUGAUAAUUUAAAAAUUGAACCUGAGUACUAUGUGCCAAUCAUUCCCAUGGUUCUUGUAAAUGGAGCAGAAGGUAUUGGAACUGGAUGGAGUACAAAAAUACCAAAUUAUAAUCCUAGAGAUAUAGUAAAAAAUAUUUAUCGUAUGCUUAAUGGUGAAGAGCCUGUAGAAAUGAAACCGUGGUUUAAAAACUUCAGAGGUACCAUAGAGCGUUUAGAUAAUCAACAUUAUGUUGUUAGUGGUGAGGUAGCACUUUUGGGUGAUAACAAAAUUGAAAUUACCGAGCUACCCGUUCGCGUGUGGACUCAAGCAUAUAAAGAAAGCGUUUUAGAGGUUAUGUUGCAUGGUACAGAUAAAACGCCUCCGUUCAUUACAGAUUACAAAGAAUAUCACACUGAUACCACUGUACGGUUUGUAGUCACUAUGACACCCGAAAAAAUGGCUGAAGCUCGAAAUCAGGGAUUGCAUAAAGCAUUUAAAUUGCAGACAACAAUAGCAACAUCUAGUAUGGUAUUAUUUGACAACAAGGGUUGUUUACGAAAGUAUGAUAGCCCAGAACAAAUACUGAAAGAAUUUUUUGAAGUUCGUUUUGCAUUAUAUGAACGAAGAAAGGAAUAUUUGGUUGGAGUUCUUGAGGCUGAGUCACUAAAGCUUAAAAAUCAGGCUAGGUUUAUUUUGGAAAAAAUUGAAAAUAAGAUAACAAUAGAAAAUCGUAAAAAAGUAGAAAUGAUACGCACAUUGCAGGAAAGGGGAUAUGACUCUGAUCCUGUCAAGGCUUGGAAAGAAGCUCAAAAAAACUUGGAAAAUGAUGAGGACCAGCCAAGUUCCGAUACCGAAAGUGAAGUGGAUUCUUCAGGUCCCGAUUAUGAUUAUUUGCUUGGCAUGACUUUAUGGAGUUUAACUCGAGAAAAAAAAGAAGAGUUGUUGAAGAAACGAGAUGAAAAAUUGAAAGAACUUGAAGACUUGAAAUGUAAAUCACCUUCAGAUUUAUGGAGAAACGACUUAAAAGAAUUUGAAGACGAGUUAGAUAAAGUGGAAAAGAAAGAAGAUGAAGAUGAAGCAGAUCAGCCAAAGGUUAAAGCAAAGUUAGGUGGAGGUAAGAAACGUAAGGUAGCUGAAGAAUCCAAGCCUUCCAUAUUUGGUGAGAGAAUAAUGCCUAUUAUAGAUGAUGAGUAUAAGAAAAAGUUUGAAAAGAAGCCAGCAGUUCCUGGUGAACAGAAAAAAGGUCGAAAAAAGAAAGAUGCAGAAAUGAAAAAAGGUGAUGAUGAUGACGACAAAGAUGGAGCACUUUCUUCAUUAGCAGAGAGAGUUGCUACUCCUGAGAAGAAACGCAAGGGAGCUAAAGAUGCCACAAAACAACCCUUAAUUAAAACAUUCAAAAAAUCUCCUGCUACUAAAAGUCCUAAAAAGGCAAAGAAAAAUCCAUGGUCAGAUUCGGAAUCAAAUGAAGAGAUAUCUGAUGUGUCAGAUGUUGACGCUGAUGAUUACAUUCCACCUGAGAAACGAGAAAUGGCUCCACGCAGAGCUGCUGCAAAAGCUAAAUAUACUUUUGAUAGUGAUGAAGAAAAUGGUAUGAAAGAUGAUGAUAGUGCUGAUGAGGCAAAAUCUACUAAGAGUGAGAGUGAUGUGGAUUCUCCUCCACCUGUGAAUGCUAAUAACAAAGUUUCUGAUCAACCAGAAGAGCGUCUGAAUGGUGCAUCUUCACCUAUUAUAUCUGACAGUGAUGACAGUUUUACUGCUCCUACUAAUACAAAUGAUAAAUCUCAUGAUGAUAUAUUUGAUUCAUUAUUAGGAGCUAAGCCUGACAGCAAACCUAAUAAUGAACCUCCUGAAACACAGAAAUAUUUUUCAGAUUCAGAUAGUAAUUCUGACUCUGAGCAAAGCAAAAAACCUAUAGCAAAAGCUGCUCCAAAGAAAAGACCGAGAAAGAAAAGUGAUGGAAGUUCUGAUGAUGAUUUUAAACCACAAGCUAAAAAAGAGACUGUAGCGAAGGAAAAAAAAGCAGCCCCAAAAAAGAAAGCAGAAGAUGGUGUUAAAAAGACAGCUCGUCCAAAAGCUAAAGAAGAUGGUCCCAAAAAAGCAGCCCGCCCAAAAGCAAAAAAACAGAAGAAAGAUUCUGACUCAGAUGAUGAUUUUGGAGAUAAAAUGUCAGUGGAUGGAGAUGAUUUGCCUACUCAGGCUGUACGACAGCCUAGAGGAGGGAGAACCAAGGCACCUAUUAAAUAUGAUUUUGGUGAUGAUUCCAGUGAUGGAUAUUGAAGUGCUCAAGUUCAUUCAUAUCUGUACAUCUUCAUGUGAACUGUGGCUGUGUGGAGUUUAUUUUAACCUUUCAACUCAUCUGUGAUUCAGUGCACCUUUGACCAGGAUUUGUAAAGAUUUUAAAUGAAAAAAUACUUUUCCCAAGGUUAAAUGGUAUUUUAUUGCCUCUUUUUUAAACUGGUAUUGUAUUAUAAUUAUUUAUCUUACAAUUUAUACCAUUUCGUGAAACAGAUUUUUUCAUGAUUAUCAAGAGUAUUAUGUGUUAUUUUUAAUUAUUAUUCAAACACUUAGAAAAUGUUCAUUUUAAUGUUUGGUGAAGUAAGUAUUCCUCUAUUAUUGAGACUGGAUUCAGAAAUGGAUGCGUGUGUGUAUAUUUGUACUUAUGUAUAUAUAUGUACAUGUGUGCAACAUACAUACAUUUCUAAAUCCAGUCCCGGACAACAGAAGAGUACUGUAUUUUCACCAAUGAACGAAUUUUAUGCUUUCAUUCUUUUUUUUUUUUUUUUUUUCUUAUUUCAAUUGAAGCACUAUACCAAUGGCAUUAAGAUCAUUCUAUUUAAAGAAGACGAGUUGAAAGAUCUUAUUAUUUCUGUGUAAAAGGAUGCGCAGCAGCAUUUAUGAUUGUAAUUGCAUAUGUUUAUUGCACAAUGUUUUAUUAUUUAAUUACAUCUUGAUUUUAAUCGUUUGUAAUACAUAUGUGAGCACAGUAAGAGUAACAUUUGAUCCUGAGGUAUGGGUAGUUUAUUUAUGAUAUGAAUACAUCAUUUUUAAAUACACUGAAACAGAUUUUUAUUGUUAUUUAUAGAUUUGCAGUAAUUUUUGCUCAAGGUAAAAUUCUAAUGACAAUUGUUUAAAAAGUGCAUUAUGCAGAACUUUUUUAUAAGCUUCUAAUAGGAAUGUAUUUAUUUUUCAUUUAAGUUGAAGUAUAUAUUAAUUCAUAGAUUUAAUUUGAAUUGUGUUACUACUGCAGCUAUAUCAUAAUGUAUUGUAGUGUGUUUUGGCAGUAUUUUUCUGUUAAGUACCUGUCACAAAUUUUAGUUUUGUUUAUAUACACAAUUGAAAACAGUAAAACACACACAUACUUGGACCCAGUUUGUGUUAGCAUUGUAAUUCGAUGCAUGUUUGCCUUUUUUGUCGCAGGUGCAUCAUAGAAAAAUACGGAAAAUACUGUUCUGCCAUAUAACACUAUGGCAGACGGAGGUUUUCCAAAAUAAAUCUGAUGAAUAUUUAAAUGAUCAAAAUAUUUUAUUACUUUAUUUUGAAAUAUAAAAUUUGCUUUUUAAAUUUUUUUAUAUAUUGAAUUUCUGUAUAAAUAUGCAUAUAAGCAGAAGUGCCAAGAAAGUGACACUCAUCUAAUAAUGCAUCAUUGUAGGUCUUGUAUAAAUAAUAGUGAUAUGGAGCUUUGAGAAACUGCAGUCAAUAUAUGCGUGUGAAAUCAUUUUUCAAAAGCUGUGUACAAUUUUUUUUUUCAUCCAUCAGAGAUAACAUCCUAUUUGAUGUAUCUCUGAUCUGAUUUGAUAACAGCUCUGAUUUUAUUCUCAGUGAUUUUGAUGUUAUCUGUGAUCAAACGUUUGUAUUGAAUUUAAAAUAUUCAUGGAUAUUUUUCAGGUUCAUCAGAUUUGGAAACGCAUAAUAAUUUCCAAUCUGUGCUAAUCAGAUCUGAUGAUUUUGCAUUUAAUUAAUCGACUUCAUAAUUUCAAAAAAUGUUUUUCGUUAGAAAUAUAAAAAGUUGUUAAUAACACAGCUGUUUUCUUCAUUUCAACUGAAGACGAUUUCUCAUUUGAUAUCCCUCCCUAUAAAUCUAUUCAAUUUUUUAACUAUUGAUCACCAGAUAUUAAAUGAAAUAUUGUAAAAGCUAAAUCAAUGAUUAAUAAAAUGUAAAAUGGGAAAAUUUAAUUUUUCUAAAGUUAUUUCUCAGCAUUACCUGAACUGCAUUUAAUCUGUGGUACAAAUUUAUUUUUAGUGAUUACUUAACUAUCAUUUAAGAGGUGAGUAUUAAUAUUUAAUGUUUCUUCAAAUAUUUAAAUAUUAUACUAUUAAUUUUACUUAUAGUAUUAUAUGCACAUUAAUUACAAACUAUUUUUAUUAAAUUUCAAAAUUAUUUAAUAAAUAAAAAUUUUUAGAAAAUUACAAAAUGAUAUGAAAGAGCCAAAACACUUAAAUUAAAAUUUAGAAUGAUGAGUUAAGUAUUAUAUUUUAUUUUAAAACCGUGUUAUGUCAAAUUUGUCAAUUGAGUCUUAUUUGCAGAUAUUAGUUGGUUUUAAAUUAUAAAAAGUUUGUUUUAAAUCAUGACUUCUCAGUCCAUUCUAGAUUCAAUAAAAUUCUAUAUCAGUGGUAUUCAAACUUGAUGCAGUUCAACCCCGAAAAGCAAUUUUAUAACUCCAGUCAAACUUUUAGUUAUAUACAAUCAAAUCAGACUUUUUAGGAUUUUGAAACAUUCUGUGACCCCAGUAUAAAUUUUGCCAGCCAAUAGUUUAAAUACUGCUGGUCUAUAUGGCAUAUCAUUAUCAGAGACCAUGAUACUUUAUUGUUUUCAUAAAUUUUUUUAAACAUGGGACCAUUCUUAGGAAAUAUACUGAAACUGUGGUAUCAUUAUCUCCAGUCCAGCAUCACUAUUUGUUACCUUGGCCGAUUAAAUAUUGCUAUUAUAUACAUAUAUAUGUGUGUGUGUGUUUAGAGACUAUGGCAUCACAUCUGCUUAGUCUGUUGGCUGAUUGUUUGUUUGACCUAUUGCCAUUAGGUCUGCGAGACUAGUUUCUGCAUUUUGGCGGCUUGUUACUAUUUUUUUCAGAGUUUUGAUAUUCUUGAUUACAUCCCUUAAGCUAUGUUUAUAUUCAAACUGUCUAUUUCCUUCAGGAGUGGAGGUAUGAAACAAUUAAGAUUUGUCACUUUUUUGGCACAUUUAUUUAUAAUUUGAAUGUUAUAGAUACAUUUAUUUGAACACCAUGUUUUUGCCAUCCUGUGUUUAUCUUGUAGCUAAUUUACUUUUCAUCUAAUUAUGUGUUUCAUAAUAUUUCACAAAAGUUUUCUUAUAUGAUAGGAAUCCGGCAGUGUGUUUGUAGUGUAAUUAAAAGUUCAGAAGUUUCUAUGAGUGUGUACAUUAUAUUAAAAAAAAUUUUUUUUUCAUUAUUAGAAUUAUCCAUAUAAAUGUACACAUAUUAUCUGGAUAUGGAAUGUAUUAAACUAAGUUCUUGAUAUGUCAUUUCAGUUUUAUACCAGAAGAAAAUUUAUAAAAGUAGGUGUUAGCUAGAAGACUGAAAGGCUAAUAAAUACUUGCUCUUCAAAUCCUAUGAGCAAACAUUUUUAGUGAAAAUGCAUUUGUAAUAUUUCUUGAAAGAAAAAUUGCUUUAGGAUUAUUUUAGUAUUUUCAUGUAAUAUGCUGAUUGGGAGAGAAAUUCAUUAAUAUUGAAUUCCUACAUCAGAAAUUAUAAAUAUGAUGUUUUGCUUUGGUCACAAUAUUGUUUUUGGAGAGUGCUUAUUUGUUAUGUUAUUUAUAAUAUAUAAUUAUCAUUGACUAUUGUGAAACAUCCAACUUUUAUAAAUACCAUUUUAUGCAUAUUCAUUUCUCAUGCAUAAAUUUCAUUACAUUGCAUUAUGUAUAUUGUGUAUAAUCUAAUUGUAUCCAUUAUAUAACCAUGUCUACAUUUUCAUCACUUUUUAAUGUCUCAUAGUUAUCCAUUAGGUAACCAUCUCGGAAAUUUCACAGUUCAUUAAAAAGUGGAUGUUGUCUGACAAUUAGUUUCAGGAUUUGUGUAAUUUUCUGCUAGCAGUUAAUUUGCUGUAGUCUGUAAAGUCAGAGUUGUAUGUUAUGCUGAUGUUAGUUCAUACCAAUAAUACUGAGAGAAAUCUGGGUGAACUGUGUAAGUGUAAAGGUGUUUAUAUUUUUCAUCCAUUUCAUAUGCUGUUAGACAUUUUAACAUCAUUUAUUUGAGAUUGUUUUGUGCUACAUGUAACAGUAACUUCUGUCAUUUAUUAAAAAAUAUACUAUAAAAUCUUUUGGCUA